Dentiscutata erythropus is the source of this 128-nucleotide messenger RNA. The record is from the annotation of a GenBank genome assembly. Lineage: Eukaryota; Fungi; Glomeromycota; Glomeromycetes; Diversisporales; Gigasporaceae.
AAAUAUUGGAAAUUAUAAUCAUAUAGGAAUGGAAGAAGACUUGAAAUUCAAACAAAAAUCUACUCGUGGUUACGAAAAAAGCUACAUGUUGCAUUGUUAUAACUUAUGGUUAGAAAAUGUAACCAAAG